GCUCAGUAUCAUGUCCUACCUCAAUGAGGUGACUGCGUAACAAAAGCUAAACAUGCCCACCUGCCAGACAUAAAAUCCCACCCGGUCAGCACAUGGUUUUGUAUCCUUUGCUGCCUAACAUGAGAAAGCUAGACAUAAAUGUAGUGCAAACCUAUGCUUAUAUAUAACUAACUGCUUCCAUUGCUUUGUACACAACACAAAUCCAUCAUUUGAAUCAUCUAAGAUCUAAAUCCAUUACAAACCAUAGAGGAAGCCAUGAUUAACCCCAAGAAGCUUGUGGAGAUGGCGAGGAGAGGGCAAAAAGUAGCUGCCACAGGUAGGAAGAGGAGAAUCUCAUUUUCAAGAACUGAUGGCGAUGCGGAUUCAAGUGGAUGCACCACAUCGGUUCCCAACAAGGGGCAUUUUGUUGUAUACACGACCGAUGGAACGCGUUUUGUGGUUCCCUUGGAAUUUCUCAACAACCCCAUUUUCAUAGAGUUGCUCAAAAUGUCUGAAGAUGAAUUUGGUUUGCCGGGCAAUGGGCCAAUUAAAUUUCCAUGUGAUGAGAUCUUCAUGGAGUAUAUCAUCUCGUUGGUUCGGAGGCACGUGUCUGGAAAUGUAGAGAAGGCGUUGAUCAUCUCCGUGGCUGCAGGUCGGUGCUCAACAUCUUCCUUGCUCAUUCAAGGACAUGCCAACCAAAAUGUACUUCUCCCUAGUUUUUAAAGAGCUCAUAAAGCCAAACAAUGGCCUUUGUUAUUUCCCUAACAUUUGUACAUGAUCGAUACAAUUUUGAUACAACAGAGUUUUAUUCAU
Messenger RNA from Magnolia sinica, 792 nucleotides. RefSeq names its product auxin-responsive protein SAUR64-like. The transcript has a single exon. The record is from RefSeq and is a predicted model, not a curated record. Gene Ontology annotation, biological process: response to auxin. NCBI's taxonomy places the organism in Eukaryota, Viridiplantae, Streptophyta, Magnoliopsida, Magnoliales, Magnoliaceae. The coding region runs from base 256 to 702 and encodes 148 amino acids.